ACUUGUGACUUGAGUAGUUUUAGGAUAUAAGGCGGUAUUUUGCUUUGUCGGCAAAAAGUGAAAGUUUCCUAACUUAACUAAAUAGUCAAUUCAAUACCCACGAUCGAUGGCUCCAUAUGGUUCUCAUCAAGAAGCCAUAUUACUAGUGCCGCGUAUACGACUUGAAUAAAUAUGGGAGACCUUAAAACGAACGGUGAAUUGAGGAAGAGAGAAGUCCUGAGCAAGCCGGCAGAACAAUUGAUGAAGGAUAAUAAGGAGAAAAUAAAUUAUAAAGUCGCAUCCGGGAACUCAAAGGCCAUUGGCCUAGUUUUUGUUUCGCUUCUGCUGGAUCUCCUAGCUUUUACUAUGAUUCUACCUCUUCUGCCUUCUUUGUUGGAUUAUUAUAAUGGAGAAGAAGGCAAAGGCACAACUUUAUAUGCUUCCUUAUUGGGAGCAGUUCAAAGCUUUCAGAAGCUAACCGGGGCCCCAGAAAAGCUAGCUUCAGUAUUAUUUGGUGGUGCACUGGGCUCUAUGUACAGUUUCCUGCAGUUUCUAACAAGUCCUAUAGUUGGAAGUCUCUCUGAUGCUUAUGGAAGGAAACCCAUGCUUUUACUGUGUUUGAUAGGGAUAGCAACAUCCCAUGCACUAUGGAGCUUUGCAAGCACAUUCAGUAUAUUUGUGCUGGCUCGGUUCAUCGGUGGUCUCAGCAAGGCCAAUGUCAGCUUGAGUAUGGCUGUUGUUGCUGACGCCUCCAAUGAGAAGACCAGGGCUAGAGGAAUGGCACUGGUGGGGCUGGCGUUCUCAAUAGGGUUCAUCGUGGGCCCUCUGGCCGGCGCGUGGUUCGCCAAGAACAACGACGCCUCCUCCGGACUGUGGGGGGAGCGGCCCGCGUUCUACGCGCUCUCCUUAUCCCUGGCGAAUAUCGCUCUAGUCAUAUUUUGUCUGCCCGAGUCACUGCCAAAGGAAAAAAGGGCGCCUCUCUCAUUCACUCUAUCAAAGACAUUGGACUACAUAUCUCCCUGGCAUUUGCUGAAGUUCACGGCAGUUAAGAAUCUGUCCAAACAUCAGAACAAAGUGCUGUCAAAGCUGGGGCAGAUAUACUUCUUGUAUUUGUUUAUAUACUCGGGCCUCGAGUUUACUAUCACAUUCCUGACGCAUCAUACGUUUAACUACACUGCCAUGCAGCAAGGGAAGAUGUUCCUGGUUAUAGGUAUAAUAAUGGCCGUGCUGCAAGGCGGCGCGGCGCGAAGGCUCGGCGCGGCCGGUGCCGUGCGAGCGGCGCGAGGAGCCCUAGCUCUCACCCCGGUGUCAUUCCUAUGUGUGUCGCUAGCCGCGGUGCCGCGGCCGCCGCUGGUAGCGCCUCUGGCCUGGCUGUGGUUGGGGCUCGUCCUGUUCGCUAUAUCGACGGCGUUCGCGGUGUCCUGCAUGACUUCAAUGGCAGCAGGGCAAGCGCCGGCGGCCGCGCGCGGCGCCGUGCUUGGAGCCCUGCGGUCUCUGGGAGCGCUCGCGCGGGCGAUGGGACCGCUUGUCGCUGCAUCAGUGUAUUGGUGUUCUGGAGCGGCUGUGACGUACGCCAUUGGAUCAAUAAUAUUAAUAAUCCCAGCUGUGAUGUUGUUUAGACUGAAAUCAUAAUUCCGCAGACUUUACACUGCCACUUAACUUAAGCAAUAAUAUUUAGAGUUAAAGUUUUUAUUAUUCCUUUAUUUAUUGAUUUAUUGUUAAGUACUCGCUUUAUGCCUUUUAUUUUUUCUUUCAUACGGUUGUAUUAUUGUACCUGUUUAUAUUUUGUAAACACCAGUUUUUCUCGAAUAACAGUAUUAUAAGUACGAAUAUUGA
This is a messenger RNA of Leguminivora glycinivorella, 1815 nucleotides long. RefSeq names its product major facilitator superfamily domain-containing protein 10 (gene rtet). Lineage: Eukaryota; Metazoa; Arthropoda; Insecta; Lepidoptera; Tortricidae. Gene Ontology annotation, molecular function: transmembrane transporter activity. The record is from RefSeq and is a predicted model, not a curated record. Gene Ontology annotation, biological process: transmembrane transport. The transcript is spliced from 8 exons. Gene Ontology annotation, cellular component: brush border membrane. Bases 172 to 1611 code for a protein of 479 amino acids.